ACGAUACAACUAGGUACUGUCCAUCAUAGGGCUCGGCCCCAACGGACAAUAAUCAAGGAUACCGCGGCCGCAGGUGGGCAUUCUAUAAAUUUCUGUAGAACAGGGACACUGUGCAUCAUUGAUUCUUAGCCCCCUCCUACAAUCCAUAUAGGCUCUUUCAACUUUCGCAUUCCUCAUCAUAAACUAUAUUUUGCAGGCUAUGGAUGCUCGUCCAAAGGUGAUAUACCUCACAGACACUAUGAUUAACUGGCCCUGGCCUCGUACCAUCAAUCCUCAUUUCGAAGAUGUGAAAGCUGAAGUCGAUGCUUCGGUCCGUGAUAUUACUCUGAGUCCUGAGUUCCAGGCGUCACACGUUAAAUGCGAUAUCGCCCGCCUAGCAGCACUGGCUUAUCCAAACGCACCAAGAGAUUACUUUCGAAUCGGCUGUGAUUACAUGACUGUAUCCUGUCUUUUCGAGUGCUGCACCGAUACGGAAAAUGAGACGGUCACAAAGGAAAUGGCAGACAUCGUACUCGAUGUCCUACACAAUCCUCACAAGAUACGACCAGAAGGCGAAUGCAUCGUUGGCGAAAAAGUGCGACUGUUUUGGGUCCAUGCAAUCCAAUUCGCAAGCCUGCCUUCUCAACGUCACUUCCUUGAAACCUUUGGUGCACACCUUCGUGCAGUGGUUGUCGAGGCUCGUGAUCGUGAACAAGGCCAUAGGCGCAGUAUUCAUGACUACCUGAAGCUCCGGCGGAAAACGAUUGGUGUAACACCAUGUUUAUUGAUAUACGAAAUGGGGAUGGACCUUCCUGAUGAAGUGUUCCACCAUCCCGUCAUCAGGGAUCUUGUCGAAUGCAUUACAGACUUAAGUUCAAUCGACAAUGACAUGAUCUCGUACAACAAAGAGCAAGCGGCUGGGAACGAAGGCCAUAACUUGAUCAGUGUUAUCAUGUUGGAACUUGGCCUCGACGUAGGCGGUGCAAUGGCUUGGGCAGCGCAUUAUCACGCUGGAGUUCAGGAACGAUUUAUCGACGGUCUUUCCAAGGUUCCUUCAUGGGGGCCUUUCGUCGACGUCCUAGUCAACGAGUACCUCGACGGAUUAAAAAACUGGCCUCGAGCAAACCAUUCUUGGAGCUACGAGAAUCGAAGGUACUUUCCCAUCGAGAACGUGGAGAUAGUACAACAAACCAGGCUUGUCCCGUUGUUGCCAAGGCUCGAGCGCGCGAAGUCGUAUGAAUAGGUCUGUUCAGAUACGAAGCUCUUUCCACAGAAUCAGGCGCUAGCUUUUCUUGUACCUCGCAUAUUUUGUUACCAUACCGGUCUCUCAUAGAUUUCAUUCUUGUCCUCUAGCUCUCAGUCGACU
This is a messenger RNA of Suillus discolor, 1345 nucleotides long. RefSeq names its product terpenoid synthase. The record is from RefSeq and is a predicted model, not a curated record. The transcript has 6 exons. Lineage: Eukaryota; Fungi; Basidiomycota; Agaricomycetes; Boletales; Suillaceae. The coding region runs from base 200 to 1222 and encodes 340 amino acids.